ACUUUUCCUAAACUUGAAGGAAUGGUCUUGUGUAGGGUUGUCCCCUGUGUAGACCAUGUGUGCCUGGUGACUUUGGUUGGCUCACUGGAGCUGAGGCUAGCGUGGGCUGGGAGUCCUGCAGGACUCCAUGUUGAGGCUGCCCUGAUGGGAUGGCAGGAGUUGAAGUGGGUGUGGGCUGGGAUAGUCCUGCGGCUCUUUAUGCAGAGGGUGCCCUGGCAGGACAGCUGAAGCUGGCAUGGGCUGGGGCCCUCCCAGGUCUCCUUAAGCAAAGGGCACUCCAGCAGGAUAGCUGAAGCUGGUGCAAGCCAGGGCGUCCCAGAGUGUUCGGCACAAGGGGCACCUGUAGCCAAGGCUGUUGCUGCCCAGGGUGCUCUACACAGGGAGGCCCUGGUUGGCCUGGCUGGAGCUGAAUUAGAAGGUCCCAGAGCACUCUGCACGGGGGGCAUCCUAGCAAGUCAUCUGGAGCCAAAGUGGUGUGACCUGGAGUAUUUCCAGUGCUGUGGGUCUGUGUCACCUUGGCAGGAAGGCUGGAACUGUAGUGAGUGCUGCCCAGAAGUGCCCUGGGAUGUGCCAUGCUGGGGCCACUUUAGUGUGAUAGAUGGGGCUGGUGUGGACUAGGGGCCCGGGGCUCACUGAGGUGUCAGGCUCACUAGGGCACUGGACCUUGCUUCUCUCCAUGCUGCUACCGCAGUGGAGGGGGACUGUAAUCAUAGCACUCGCCAGCCCCUCCAACCCAACCUGGAGAGAUUUCCAGCAUGUCUUCUGCCAUUUGUCAAGGUUCUAGGGCUGAAUGCUUUAUAUUCUAGUUGUACUCUUAAAUGCUUUUUUCUGUGCUCCAGGAUAAUUGAAUCUACUCAAAGUCCCUCAAUACUAUUCCUCCCCACUGCAGUUUGCAGCAUUGAGUGUUCCCUUUAUGAUCAUGUUAUCAUGUCUCCAUCUAGCUUUUGUUGUGCAGAAGCCGUUCAGUCAGCCCUCAGUUCCUCUCCAGGGGCAACUGCUUUAUAAAAUAGGUGAUUUGAUAUGUCCAUGGAUGAGGUGAGUUUGGGGCCUUCCUGUGUUGCCAUCUUGAACCAGAAGCCCUCCCCUGGCUUUUUUCUGUCCCUGUGCCAGGGCUCAGAGCCAUGCAAAGUGAGUGAGUGAAGCCACUAGGUGUGAGGCAAUGCAGAGUGGUGGGGUAUGUGGCUGGCCAGGGAUCAUGCUCCAUCUAAAAAGGCAGUCACUGCUGACUCUAGGCCCUUUAUGUCAAGAAGUGCAGGUUUAGUGUUCUAGAAUAUCCUAUUUUCCAAGAGAAAGUGGAAAACUUGACUUUUAAAUGACAGUUCCUAGUGUUUAAAUAUUUAAGUAAUUAAAAUUAUUUUAAAACAUGCUGUGUGAGCCAAAUAAGAUGUCUGAGGCCUUGGGCUGGUCUUACUUCUAUACUCUUAUUCCUUUUCCACAGUCUUGCCUGCCCUAACAGCUUCAUCUCUUGCCCUCUCACCAAAUGUUGAUAUCUCAGACGGUCAGAUCUCUAAUCCUCGCCUGCACCCUAGAUUAACAGGACUAGUCAUCUCCAUGGGGAUGUCUUCAUACUUCAUAUACAAAGCUGAGCUCAGCCUCCCAGAUCUGCACACUGUCAGGUCUUGAGAAAUGCUGGAUAUUUUUGUUUCAUUCCCCAAAAAUACUGCUAUUACUCAUGUUACUGCUUCUGUGAUUAAUACUACCAAUAAUCUGUUGUCCUCCUUUUGUUACUGAUUUCUGUUAUCCAAUACCACCCCUCCAGCAGGCAGCCAGAACAGACCUCGUGACCCCGCACUCACUGCAAGGCCAGCCACUGGGGAUCGUGUUCACUCUUCUUCCACAAGCCCUCUAGGACUUGCUCCCAACUUCGCCUUCCCACUAACCAGAAACCCUUCUACUUUCUGAACUUGUCCGGUCUCCUCAGCUACUUUCUCCAUCUCUUAACUGAUCACCCACCACCAAUCUCGUGCCUCCUUGUUCAGGAUGUAGUCAGUACACUAUGGCUGGAGUCAUCACUCACCUCUCUGUCAGACUUCGGUGGCUCCCCAGCCAUCCCCACGUGCCCGUCGUACCACACUCUCUGUUCCACUGGGUACGCCACUGUCCCUGGUACUUGUGUGCACCUGCGCUGGCUUCUGGGCUUGACUGCCUUCUUCCUUCAGGCCUGUGUUCAUUCCCUUCGUCCACCUCCUCUCUUGUCAAGUGCCACCUCCUUCAUGGAGCCAUUGCUUGCCUCCUCAGGACCAGCCCCUCUUCAAAGCUGCCACGCGUUCUGCUCUUUUCAUUUCACCCAGCUGUGGUUGCCCACAGAGCUUGCUGGCCUCUUCCCCCUUCACUUCAUCAGCUCCUUCGUGGAGACACACUUUCUUGGUCAUCUCCAUCCCCACAACAGCUAGUACACUGCCUUGCAUACAGUAGACACCACGUAAACCUUGGUAAAUUGGUCCCCUUUUCAACUUGGAGAAUGGCUGUGUCUAAAGGGCUCAGAGCAAGAUACUAAAAGUCAAAAUUGUCUGGUUUUUCAGGACUUACCAGAACCUAAGAGAAGGUAUCAAGCUAGUGAAAGGGUUACUCUGACAGUCUCCUUUUCCAGGGAUGCAGUGUUUAGAGGAAGAACAGCCGUGAUUUGGUUUCCUUCCCUCAUGCACAGUGCCUUUCCCCAGUGCGCCUUGGAAGUUUGGCUUCAGUGCCAGAGGCGAGGAAGAAUGGACAAAGUCUCUUGGAUGCUGGGCUUCUGCCACUCUGGCGGUGAGAGCCAGGCACUGUUCCUCUUGCCCAGAAGAACAAGUUGUACCCACACACUCACAAGAUGUCCUCUGCUCUCCUCAUUGGCAGGCCUGCAAAUUUCCCACAAGCCAUUGGGAUCUGUUCUACCAUCCUUGUAUUCUGAGGUUUUUUUGCAGCAUUGUUUGUUAAUUAGCUCGUAGAACAGAUGCCUAUUCCAUUCAGGAUUGCAUCCACUUGAUGUUCCUAAGGAGAGAACCUACUCAUUUUUCUUGUUUCAUGACCAAGAACCCCACCAUGCGCCUGGGCAGCCUGACUCAGGGUGGGGAGCAUGCCAUCUUGAGACAUCCUUUCUUUAAGGAAAUCGACUGGGCCCAGCUGAACCAUCGCCAAGUAGAACCACCUUUCAGACCCAGAAUCAAAUCCCGAGAAGAUGUCAGUAAUUUUGACCCUGACUUCAUUAAGGAAGAGCCAGUUUUAACCCCAAUUGAUGAAGGACAUCUUCCUAUGAUUAACCAGGAUGAAUUUAGAAACUUUUCCUUUGUGUCUCCAGAAUUGCAACCUUAGCCUGAUGGGGAAUGAAAGACAGGACCUGAGAAUCACAAGCAGCUCCAGAUUUCCCAGGAAUUCCCUUUGUGGGGCAUUCCCCAGGAUCAGCCUUAGAACAAGAACCUUACCUUCAGAGCACAGGUGGGAAACUCUGAAGUACAGAACUUCAGGAGGUCAGCUCUUUCAAGUCCUCAGGAAGCCAGGGUACUGGAAAGAGUGGAUACCGGAAUGAGAUUUCGUGAAGAAGUAUACUGCUCAACCUAGGAGUUUCUAUGGCUCUUUUGGGCUUGGGAUAUUAGAAGGAACCAACAGAAGAGAAGGUGUGAAGAAUCGACUCGAUCCUAGAAAUUCUGAGUCCACCGGCUUUUCACUUCAAAAGACAAAUCAAGGGCGCCUGGGUGGCUCAGUUGGUUAAGCAACUGCCUUCGGCUCAGGUCAUGAUCCUGGAGUCCCAG
This is a messenger RNA of Leptonychotes weddellii (Weddell seal), 3725 nucleotides long. The record is from RefSeq and is a predicted model, not a curated record. NCBI's taxonomy places the organism in Eukaryota, Metazoa, Chordata, Mammalia, Carnivora, Phocidae.